Colletotrichum chrysophilum is the source of this 375-nucleotide messenger RNA. RefSeq lists its product as uncharacterized. The transcript has 3 exons. NCBI's taxonomy places the organism in Eukaryota, Fungi, Ascomycota, Sordariomycetes, Glomerellales, Glomerellaceae. Bases 1 to 375 code for a protein of 124 amino acids. The record is from RefSeq and is a predicted model, not a curated record.
AUGGCAAACAACAACCCAGCCAUCAAGUCCGAGCCUGGCAAUGAGGCGUGGGAUGAAGAACGCCUAGAGCAGUCAUUGAACCAGCUGAAGCUGUUGCACACCCAGCUGCGAGGUUUGCGCACCACGAUCCCACGGAUGAUGGACCCUUUGUCCGCGCAUCAACCGACUCCCAAGGACAAGUUCGCCAGUUUCAUCAAGUCAGUAGAGGCGGCCAGAAAGGAGGUGCAGGAUUUCCAAGAUCUUCGAAAGAGCGAGCAGAUGACCAAGAUCAUGAACCAUGCCUCCCAGAGACGAAGGGAAGAGCCCAACGGCGUCAAGCCCUGGCGCGCUACUGAACACCCCGACUGGACAACAUUAGAGCCAGAGUCGUCAUAG